Molecule: messenger RNA, 2706 nt
Organism: Cyanistes caeruleus (blue tit)
Lineage: Eukaryota; Metazoa; Chordata; Aves; Passeriformes; Paridae
Source: RefSeq, a predicted model, not a curated record
GCAUCUUUAUAUUUUGUUGAACUGUGACUGCUGCUACCAAACAGAACUGCAGUUUGUAAUUUCUUUACAGAUGUAUAAAUGUGAGAAAAUAUCAGACAAAUUUAGUAAGUGUUCAUCCUGAAACAGGUAAAAAUACAUCAGUAUUUCCAUGCUGUAUUUUUUUUCCAGCCUAGUAGUCCGUGGUGAAAAGGAUGAACAUGCAGUGUUGUGCAGCAAAGAUAAAACUUAUGACAUGAAAAUAGCAGAUACCUCAAAUAUGCUGCUGUUUGUUCCUGGUUGCAAAACUCCAGAGGAGCUGAAUGCAGAUCCGGCAUCUUGUAAUAUUAUUCAUUCACAGAUUGCUGGUUUCUCCAAGAACUAUUGGGAAUUAAGGAGAUGUCGACCAAAACUGAAGAAAUUGAGGAAGCUUUUAAUGGAAGAUCCAUAUGAAGGGCCUGACAGUCGGAAAGAUCAGACUUCAACAUUUUCAAAGUAUACAACAGAAGAUUUAUUAAGUCUGAUUCAAGCAAGUGAAGAAGAAAUACUCCACCAAUUGCAGGUUAUAGAUGCCUGCAAAAUUGAAGGAUAUUGGAGAAUUCUACACUUUGACUAUGAGAUGAAACUCUUGAAUCAUGUGACUCAGCUAAUAGACUCAGAGUCCUGGCCUUUGAGUAAGGUUCCUUUAUGUGCCUGUCUUGAAGAACUUGGAUCUCUAGAACCCAGAGAGAUGAUAGAGCAUAUUCUUUUGAGCUAUGGCAGGAAAUAUGUUGAUGCAGGGGAGAUUUUCUUUGAAAUGUGUGAAGAUAAAAUAUGCAGAGCUAUAGCACAAAUGCUUUUGCAAAAUGCAGUUAAAUUCAAUCUGUCAGAGUUCGAAGAAGUCUGGCAACAGAGUGUUCCUGAGGGGAUUACAACAAGACUUGAUCAACUUCAGGGCUUGGCUCUUGUGGAUAAAAGUUCAAGACCAGAGACCAUCUGUCUACUAAAAGUGGAAGACUUACCUGAAGACAAUCAGGAAAGAUUCAACAGCUUAUUUCGCAUACGGGAAAAAUGGACAGAGGUGGAUAUUACCCCUUAUAUACAAGACUUGUGUGCAGAGAAGCAGACUGUUGGUGCUCUUCUGACAAAAUAUGCUCGCUGUUCAAUGCUGAAUGGUGUUAAAGUUUAUAAUUCUAGAAGGCCCAUCUCAUAAGAAGUAUUGUUUGAAGAACUGAGGAUACUGAAUAUAGCAACAUGAUUGUUACUUGAUGCUGCCUUCUGGGGAAAAGACUGCCAACCAUCAUUUUACAGUGUACUUGAGGUUAAGCUACCUGAACAUACUGUGUUUUCUGCUCAGCUAAGGAGAGUGUGAGGGGGCACUUGUGGCCUCUAAGGAAUGAGGUGAGGUGUGGCCUCACCUUCCUUUGCCAACCUUCCUUUGCCCAACUUCCUUUUCCUUUGUGUCUGGUUAAGCCAGGAGCCAAGCUACUUCUUGAAUACACUUAAUCUGCUUAUCCAUAAGUCUGAAAUGGAAAUUUAAACCUCCUUGAUAAUAAUGCAAUUGAUUGAAUUGAUUUGAUUAACAAAAUGAAAAUUUUAGUCUUCUGCCCAUUAGUGGCCAUUCUUAGUUUCAUUGCUUUCAUUCAGUGUUCACAUUUUGAAAAGCACAGAACUCAUAAGUCUCAUGAACAAAUCAUUCCCCAUUGAGACUGCACCUGACACUUUAAUACUUAGCAGAAUGGCCUUAUAUAUAUAUAUAUAUAUAUAUACAUAUACAUAUAUACAUAUAUAUAUGUUACAAAAAACACCUAAUUGCAGUGAAGCAUGAAUAUAAGAGAGUAGUUGGACAUUGUGUUAUGAAUUUCCUAUAAAGUGUCAUUAAAAUGUAGCAGAGGUAAAACUAAUGCUUUACAGAAAACUACUUAUACUUUUUUAAAAAGAGCCUACAAAACUUUGUAGUACAAUUAUUUUUGUAGUUUGUUAUGGUGUAUAACUGCACAUAGAAAUUGUGCCUUGAAACCUUACAUUAUAAUAUUGUUCUCUGUAGAGCAAUAUAACAGGAUGUUUUUAUGAUACCGCUGUGAAGUGGUGUGCCUGAGAUGGUAAUUUUGUAAUCAUUAAAAAGGAUUGUUUGCAUAUCUGUAAACCACUUUAAUAUUAGAUAGUUUCCAGAUUUAUAUUUUAAACUUAGCAGUUUUCUGUCAGACUCAUGUGAGGUAUGAAAUACCUUGAAACUGCCAGCAUUUCAGCUGUAGAGAGAUGAGUGGGGAGAGAAACUCCUCCUAAAUCAAAUGUAACUCUUAAGAUGCAGGAUGUGUAUACUUGGAAUUGGCUACAGAUAAAAGCUGUGGAUUGUUGUCCAGUGCUGCAAGGUCAGUGCCCUGUGCUUCUACAUUGCUGGUGCAGGGGUGUGGCGUUUGACCAGCUCUGUGGAGACCCAGACUGGCUUAAUGCUGGGAAGAACUGCCUUGUUUGCUGUCUGGUUCCAACAGCUGCACUUCCCCAAUAGGAAUAGGUUCCCUCCCAGAGAUAAAUGGUAAUAUGAAUGAAAAAACCUUGGAAAUUCUUUCCGUUGUAUCACAGAAGGCUCCUUAGUUGAAAUACACAACAUAAUUGUUAACUUUUGUAUUUGUGGUCCAAGUUUCUAUUUGCAUAUAUGUAUAAUAUUUACAUAGGGGGUUCUUUGUAAAACAAACAAGAAAUUAGGUAUUUCGUGAAUAGAGUUUUGUUACAGCCGCGAGAAGAGUUUGU